AGGACUUACAAAUACGAACCUGCUUACAUAAUAAGCAAAUAUUUGAAAACACGAUCGAAACACUGACAUUAUCAGCUCGCCUGUGCAAAUGACAAAGCGCGUUGAUAACAUUCGCGUUCUAAAUGCUUGGUAUGUCACCGCAGUAGUUUCACGUGUCUCGCGGUCGCGUCAAUUUUCAACGAAUAAUCGUGCGUUUGUUGGUUUAUGUGUCGCGAUAAAAAAAUCGACGAAAAUCGUUAUCACGUCACCACCAGACAAGUGGACACACGAUCGAACAUCUUUAAAUCGGUCGGUGUGAGAGCGAAAGAUUCGCUCUUGACACCAACGAUUGUACAAGGGAUGAUUAUGUACAACAACAACGUGACCGAUGUUGCUACCAGCAGUACCACGUCGCCGAUUAAUUGCACCACGGUAGUCUACGCCUUUCCGGGACAGGAUCGCGUCGUUGUCGGAUAUAUCAAUGAGUGGAUCAAUGCCUAUUCGUUCAUAUCGAAGAAUCAAGAGAAGUUCUACCUCUACAUCAUCGUGUCGAUCACAGCCGGCAUUUUAAUCUUUCUGGGCUUGGUGAUCGGACGUCUUCUAGUCAGUCGUCACCGAGCAAAAAGAGACGCAAAGUUUCACGCGAACAACGAGACGCUCCCGAACGGAUUCACCGAUGACAUCUCGGAGAUCGACGCAGAUAUUGAUCUCACCACGCCAGUGCCGGUUCCCAUGCAAGACGCCAGGAUUCCCGAGACCCAAUUAGCAGAGAGGUUACACGGCGAUCGUUACUACGCAGAAACAAGGAUACCCAUGUCACCGACGACGAUGCACCCGACGCCGGGACACUAUCCUGGCAACACCGGCGUCAGGGUGGAUCUUGGUAAUCAUAUGGUCGGCGCCGACAACUUACACACGAUUCUUCGCUCGGACAAUCCCCGGAGCUUGAACACGAAAAGCUACUACUAUGGCUGACAGGAGGAGGGGGGUGUCCCGCGCGAGGGACGACCCCCGUCCUUGAGCCCGGUACCGGAGGUGAGCACGCGGAAGUACUGCUUUUAAACAAGAGACCGAUCUGUUUCUCAAAACACUGUCACGGGAAACGGAGAGCUUUUAUCACAGGACGAUAUUCACUCGUCGUCGAUCCGAAUCGUUGUUUCUUCGAGCGGAAGUACAGGUGCCUUCGUCCCGGUACCGGAAACAAGCGCGAGGUGGUGAGAUUUUUUUCAUAUCUGUAUAAGAAUUAUAACUUUUAAACAGUCAGAAUUUCCGGUAAUUAUUUAGAGGUUCGAGAACAAGACCAAUUUCGCUAAUUUUUUAGUAUAUUGUCAGGGAUGUGACUCUAAACAAUUAUUUCCUAUACAUAUAUAUAACGUAUGGUCUGUUUUUAUUUCUGAGAUUUUUUUGAAAAACUGUCAGAACUGAGAUUACCUUCUCUAGGUAAUUCUGAAAUUUUGCGCGACCGCAAGCCUAAAGAAAUUAAUCUAUGUUACGAGCUCCUCACAGUAUAUGCCAGAAUGCCGGUUGCCAUGCUUGUAAAUGUUUCAGUAUAACGAUGAUUGUGUAUGUCAACACACAUUGUCACGGACUGAAUACGUACGAGUAACUUCUUUUACCAAUAUAUUAAAUGCCAAUAUAUUACGUCUGAUAACGUAUUAAAAAAUUAGCGAUAUCCAAAUUUCUAAAUAAUUACCGCAUUUUCCUUGUACAAGCACGCGAGUUGCGCUACGAUUUCAUUGCGGCAUUCAAUGAAACUUAGAAAAUUCAUGGUCGUAUGCUUUUGUACAAGAAACAAAUAAAAAGUUGUUGUUCCGUGUAAA
Ceratina calcarata is the source of this 1799-nucleotide messenger RNA. RefSeq lists its product as uncharacterized. The record is from RefSeq and is a predicted model, not a curated record. The transcript is spliced from 4 exons. Lineage: Eukaryota; Metazoa; Arthropoda; Insecta; Hymenoptera; Apidae. Bases 205 to 954 code for a protein of 249 amino acids.